Messenger RNA from Tilletiopsis washingtonensis, 1028 nucleotides. Its product is annotated as ribosomal protein L15. Lineage: Eukaryota; Fungi; Basidiomycota; Exobasidiomycetes; Entylomatales. The coding region runs from base 22 to 999 and encodes 325 amino acids. The record is from RefSeq and is a predicted model, not a curated record. Gene Ontology annotation, cellular component: mitochondrial large ribosomal subunit. Gene Ontology annotation, biological process: translation. The transcript is spliced from 5 exons. Gene Ontology annotation, molecular function: structural constituent of ribosome.
UCCCUCCAUCCCUCGCGAGCCAUGUCCGCCAGCACCCUCGGCGCCGCCUUUGCGCGGCUCAGCGUCGGCUGCAGCCGCAGCGCCGGCGCGCGCCUCGCCGCCUCUGCGCCGCGCGCCGUCAUGGCCCACGCCGGCGCCUCUUCCUCGCGGCAAGCACAGGCGCAGGUGCUGCGGAGGUAUGCCAGCAGCGCAUCGUCCGCCCUCGCCUCGGGGCCCGUGAAGCUCGGCGCACUGAGCCCGGCCAUGCCGACGAAGAAGCGCAAGCGUGUGGGUCGUGGUCCCGGCUCCGGACGUGGCGGCACUGCGACGCGCGGCCAUAAGGGUCAGAAGGCCCGCGCCGGCAACGGCAAGCCCGUGCCCGGCUUUGAGGGCGGACAGACGCCGCUGGCACGCCGCUUCCCCAAGCGCGGCUUCGUGAAUGCACACGCGCGCAAGUAUGUGCCUGUCAACGUGGACCGUCUGCAGCACUGGAUCGACCGCGGCCUGCUCGACCCCUCGCGGCCAAUCACGGCGCGCGAGCUGUACGAGUCCAACUGUGUGCACUCGCUGCGUGACGGCAUCAAGAUCCUCGGCGAGGGCUCGCAGCACCUCACCACGCCCGUGCACCUGGUCGUGUCGCGGGUGUCUGAGAGCGCCGCUGCUGCCAUCGAGUCUGCCGGCGGCAGCGUCGUGGCGCGCUACUACACGGCCACGACGCUGCGGGCGCUCGUGAAGCCGCACACGUUCCUCGACGCCGGCAAGCUGCUGCCGCGGCCCGCCGACCCGUCGGACAAGCGUGACUUGAUCUACUACAGCGACCCGCGCAAGCGCGGCUACCUGGCCAUGCGCCCCGUGCCCGAGCUGCUGCCGCGUGUGCCCUCGGCGGGCGCAGCGACCGAGGGUGCGGCCGUCGAGGCUGCCGCGGCCGCAGCGCAAGCGGCUAGAGCCGCUGCUGUGACGGCAGCCGAGGAGUCCGCUGCUGCUGCUGCUGCUACCGCUGCUGCUGCUCCGGCCGCAUGAUGGUGGCAAUAGAUGCUGUACAAUGCCAA